Messenger RNA from Pocillopora verrucosa, 2119 nucleotides. RefSeq names its product transmembrane protein 163a-like. Gene Ontology annotation, cellular component: membrane. Lineage: Eukaryota; Metazoa; Cnidaria; Anthozoa; Scleractinia; Pocilloporidae. The record is from RefSeq and is a predicted model, not a curated record. Gene Ontology annotation, molecular function: monoatomic cation transmembrane transporter activity. Gene Ontology annotation, biological process: transmembrane transport; monoatomic cation transport.
ACUCGCUGCGUGGUCUCGGUUAUAUUAUGAAAUUUAUCCAUGAUUUAUUAAUAGCGUGAAUGUCAUACAGUGCGUUUUCACCUGUGCUUUUUUCGUGAAAUUUAUCACCGACAAAACGCUGGUGAAGAAAAGGAAAACAUCAAAAGUGCUGAAUUUAUCUCCGUCACGCACAUUGAUCAACUCUAUGUUUGUUUUCUUCGGAGGAGGAACUUCUUACUUCUGACAAGAUUAACUUCUUGAACGCGGUUUUAAUUCAUGGAUGUACAGUAGUCACAAAAGAUUAGCGUCUUUCCGUUCAAUAUGCCUCAAAGCAACGCUGUAAAAAACGCUGAAAAUGACUGCAGAAUACAAUAUAUAAAUGUUUCAAGGCAAUUCGAUCUCGAGCGACAAAGGAGGGCGAAUCGCACUGCACAUCAAGAUGGGAUGUUCCGUGAGUUUGAUAAAGUUAACACUGAUGUUUCUGAAACUUGGCGAAGGGCAGCCCUACUUGUGUCCUUUGCGUCCAUAACGAUAACUCUAAACCUAGGAAUAGCGUACUUUGUAUUGUCUACCCUGGAUGGAAGCCCGGCAGCGUUUGGCUUCGCAUUUGCCGCAGUCUUAGAUGCCUGUUCUUCCGCUGUUGUGGUGUGGAGAUUCUCAGGUGCAGCGGGACAAAAAUAUUCUUUCGAAAGAGAACGAAAAGCGUGCAUCAUAAUUGGAGGAUGUUUUAUUUUGUCUGGCUGUGCGAUCCUGUCUAAAGCUGUCUACAUGUUGGUUAUUGACAAUGAGCCAAAAAGGAGUACUCCACUUUUAAUAACAACUUUUGCUGCUUUUGGUUUCAUGUUGUUGUUGGCCUGGUUUAAAUACCUUAUUGCCUAUAAAGUGGACAGCAGAGCUCUUAGAACAGACGCCUUUAAUUCGACAGCAGAGGCAGUUAUGGCUUUUGUGAUGGCUAUGAGUGACGUCAUUUACGAUCAGAAUCCAAACAUUUGGUUCUUAGACGCAUCUGCAGCAAUUUUUAUCGGAUUCAUCCUCUUCGUUUAUGGCAUCAGGACGAUUGUAGAGUUACUUCUCACCAAGGGAAUGGCUCCGAUUCCAAACAGUUAACUCGAUAUUACGAUCACGUGUUCGGAUAUGGUAUUCGAUCCUUGAAGAGUAGCAGACACAUCAAUCAUAACCCUUUAGUUACCAGUGCUCUCAUGCGUACGUGAGAAAGCAAGAAAGAAUCUAGGAACGAGUGCAAGAAAUGGGUUGAAAGAAAAUGAGCUUUUACAUAUUUUGCUAUAAGAAUACAAAACCUUGCUCGAUUGGGUAAGAGAGCAAGAACGUUCAUAGAAAAAAAUCUGGGAAUAAGUAUGAUAAAUAAAAAGAAAGAAUAAGGAAAAAGGAAAAAACGAAUGAGCUUUUAUAUAUUUUGCUAAAAUAAUACAAUACCUUUCUCGGUUACUUGUGUUUGUAUGUAUGUUUAAGCCUAUUUAAAGGGAAACAUCAAGAAAAUACGCAAACGUAAAUGCUUUGUUAUACCUGGAACAGGUUUUACGAAUUACGAAAAUACUCAAGUUAAGAAUUUUGUGUGGUCAGGCUUGUUCUCGGCCAAGUGUCUGCGAGAAGCCUGGUUAGGAACUUAUGUUAACGUCAUAGCUUAAACUAGUGCUCAGGUUUGACCGAGUAACUGAAAUGCUUCAUAAAAACCAGAAUGCUAUGUAACCUAACCUGAAUUCUCUAGAAUGACAUUAAGAGUAUGCGCGGUCAUUACGAAAGGCAAUUCAUUCGUUGAGUUUAGGAAAGAAAACUGGAAAAUGGUAUCGUGAACUCGUUGCCUUUCAUUCUCAGAAUUGCACAGUAUUUUUGAAUGAGUGCACAAGACAGCUGGAAAUGUUAAUACUAAUAAAGUCUUAAUUAUUAUAGAGUUAAAGAAUAUUGGACUGAACUAAAUUAUACAAGGAAAAUUUUCUAUCAUGAUAGGUCUUGAGAUUUAAAUAAAUGUUAGGCUAGCCGUGAAAAAGGUUGGUUAAAAAGAGAAUGAACUUUUGAUUCAUAAAUGUUUAAUUGCCUUAAUAUAGUAGUUAACUUGAAAUGAAAGCUUUUAGAAUCAACAAGAAUUACAACAAUGUUGUUGUUUCGUAAAUAUGUAAAAAAA